Ogataea philodendri is the source of this 1434-nucleotide messenger RNA. RefSeq lists its product as uncharacterized. The coding region runs from base 1 to 1434 and encodes 477 amino acids. Gene Ontology annotation, molecular function: structural constituent of nuclear pore. The record is from RefSeq and is a predicted model, not a curated record. Gene Ontology annotation, cellular component: nuclear pore; nuclear pore nuclear basket. The transcript has a single exon. NCBI's taxonomy places the organism in Eukaryota, Fungi, Ascomycota, Pichiomycetes, Pichiales, Pichiaceae. Gene Ontology annotation, biological process: telomere tethering at nuclear periphery; poly(A)+ mRNA export from nucleus; mRNA export from nucleus in response to heat stress.
AUGAUUAGAAGAGAGACGAAAAAGCCCAAGCCGUACGACAAAAUUGAGCCGCGUUCGACGAGCUCGCCGGGCGUGUUUGGUCGUUUGCGGCGCAUGUUUUCGCGGUCGCCGAAACCGUCAAGAAACCCGUCAACCGCAGACUUCUCGAACGUGUCGAACGUUUCGAACGUUUCGAACUUGUCGGUGCUGAGCGAGGCAAACCCAAACAAAACGCUGUCCGAGUUCUUCAAAAGCAAGGGCGACGACCCAUUGAGCGACAUCGAGGUCGAGGGCGUCUUGUCGCUGAUCAACAAGGUCCACCAGCAGAACCAGUCGCAGCUUGAAACGUUCCGCAACUCCCAGCUGAUCGACUCGCAGAUUCUGUCUUCUCCCGCCACCAAGAACUCCGAGUCGAGCUUCUUUAACUCGACCACCGUGCUGAGACCGGCCUCCAAAAGCCCCGUCACAGUGGACGUCCCUACAUACACACCGAAAGUGAGGACCAUCUCUCGUCACGCGCAGCCGUUCCCGGCGAUCAAGAAACGGGUCGUGGAGUUCUCGAGCCUUCCUUCUCCGUACAGACAGCGCAUCCAGUCGCCCGUGAAGCCGCGCGUCGAAAAGAGAGAGCCCAUGAGCAGGACAGCAAAUAAGGUGUUGAGCAUCCUGGAGCAGCCUGAGGACAUAGUGGAGAGUGCGAAGGAAGUUGAGAAGGACAAGGUGAACCAGGCGAAUCGGAAUCUGCCUUCUGUCCAGCCGGUGAGGGCUGCUAUCCCUGUUGCAGAGAAGAAACCGAUUGCAAAGCCAGCUGCGGAGGAGAAACAGAUUGCAAAACCGUCUAUCAAACCUGUCGUCAAGCCAGCACCUGCCCCUGUUCCUGCCGCAGCUCCCGCGGCUAAGUUGCUCCCCCAGCCAGACUCGUCGGAGCCAGAGGUCAUUGAGAUCGACUCGGAGGACGAGUCUGUCGAGGAACCUCCUCAGCCUGCACAGCCAAAACCUAUCCCUCAAGUGAAGCCAGUCGAGACUAUUAAGUCUGUCGAGAAGCCUCCUGUCGCACCACCUGCAAAGCCUGCUCCGGCCGUGUCUCUUUUUAAGCCUACACCAGCCCCGGCUCCAGCUCCUCUCUUCAAGCCUACACCGGCUCCCCAGCCUGAGCCGUCCUCAAAGCCUGCUGAAAAGCCAAAAUUCACCUUCAGACCCGCCGAGGCCGCACCGUUCACCCCCGCCGUGACCAAGCCUGCGCCCCUGCAGCCGUUCAAACAGCUCGAGGUGAUUGAGAAAUUCACAUUCCCAGAGGUCGAGACCCCAGCGUCGCCAGAAACGCCUUUCCUGCCCCUGCCCUACCCAACGGUGAUCGACCAGUUUGUGUUCCCCGACGUCGAGACAGCAGACUCCCAGAUCCUCAACAGCAUUAAUCCAGAAGCUGUCAAACUAUAUAGCUCUGUGUUCACGUUCUGA